Molecule: messenger RNA, 333 nt
Organism: Symbiodinium sp. CCMP2592
Lineage: Eukaryota; Dinophyceae; Suessiales; Symbiodiniaceae
Source: the annotation of a GenBank genome assembly
AUGGGGCGCGCGAUGGCCACCAUCAUGCUUCUUCUGCUCGUUCCUGCUUCAGGUCUUCGGAAUAUGGAGGGAGGCAGCCACGUGGUCGAGCAGCACGAGGGCAUCGGCCAGGUUGCAGAGCACCUUGAUCACGCCAACGAAGGAUCCUCCGUAGUCAAGCACUGCCAGGGAGAUUACGACGCACCAGAAUGGGAGAAGACCGGAUGCAAGACAGACAGAGACUGCAUGCAUUGCGGCCGUGGCUGGGAGUGCUACCACAGAAGUGAACACAUCAUGGCAGAAGAGAAGGACAGGCCCAUGUUUAAGGCGGCCUAUUGUACCAAGAUCUUUUAG